Molecule: messenger RNA, 357 nt
Organism: Parnassius apollo (apollo)
Lineage: Eukaryota; Metazoa; Arthropoda; Insecta; Lepidoptera; Papilionidae
Source: the annotation of a GenBank genome assembly
AUGGUAGAGCAACCCGCAAACGUGGAUGCCGCCGUGAAUACCCCAGUUGUGGUUGAUUCAAACGAUGAUGGAACAGUCGCCCAGGAACUGGAAUUAGAGCAUAUGAGGAGUACAUUGGAAGAGGCGAUUGUGGAAACGCGCAGUACGCCUCUCGAAAAUCGACCGCGACUUCCCCGCAUAGCCCUAAGCAAGCGGAAUCGGGCUGUCGUGAGGGCUCUGAACCCAAUGCUGGUGACCUAUUUGGAAGCCAGCCGGGACCUUUGCGAGACGGACUCAAUUCUUUUUUGGCGCCGCGCUGGCAGUCUGCCGUAUCAUAGGCGCCAAGGUUUCCACGGCUGGACGCGCUACUGGCCAUAG